Molecule: messenger RNA, 1654 nt
Organism: Betta splendens (Siamese fighting fish)
Lineage: Eukaryota; Metazoa; Chordata; Actinopteri; Anabantiformes; Osphronemidae
Gene: nif3l1
Product: NIF3 NGG1 interacting factor 3-like 1 (S. cerevisiae)
Exons: 7
Coding region: 120-1409 (429 amino acids)
Cellular component (GO): mitochondrion; cytoplasm
Source: RefSeq, a predicted model, not a curated record
AGUGGGUAUGCGUCUCCAGUAAGUGCACAGCAUGCUCUGGUAAGGUGUUACGCUAGAAAUGCAGUGAGCAGCACUUGUCUUUUGUAAGUGGAAGGACAACGAAAGAACAUUAUUCAGCGAUGCACAAAUCGCUACUGAUGUUGAAAGGAUGUAGAAAUCUCUUUUGGAGGUUUUUGCCAUUCACUGCCAGAGUUUGUGCCAGGAGGAGCUUGAUCACACGUUCCUCUGCCUCAUUGUUAUAUCAUCCUCCAUCCACUCACAGUCAGAGCUUCUUGACAAGCCGACAAACCUCAGUUCUUCAACAUUCAACUGUUAGAUUCUCUUUUACUCGCUCUCUCUGUCAUUCUGGUCACUGUUCCGGCCUGAUGGAGUUAAAGGAGGUCCUGCAGGUGCUGGAGCAGCUUGCUCCUCUGUCUCUGGCUGAGUCCUGGGACAACGUUGGCCUCCUGGUUGAGCCGAGCAAACCUCGUCCCACUAAAACCAUCCUUCUAACAAACGACCUCACGGAGGCUGUCAUGGAGGAAGCGGAGAACAUGAACUGUGACCUCCUUAUCUCAUAUCAUCCGCCUUUGUUCCGGCCAGUCAAGCGCCUGGUGCAGAAAGACUGGAAGCAGCGAUUGGCGAUUCGUGCUGUCGAGGCCGGGAUAGCGGUUUUCUCUCCUCACACUUCGUGGGAUAGUGUUAAAGGAGGAGUGAAUGAUUGGCUGGUUGGGGGACUGGGCAGUGGUCGGGUGUCUGUGCUGAAUCAGGCUAUUGCUGAUGCCUCCCACAAUCACAAACUGGAAUUCAUGGUCAGGAGCACGGAAGAAUUAAACAGCAUAUUGGAGGAAGUGAAGGCAUGUGACAGUGGAACAACGCUGCACUAUUCAGUCAACAGAUCAGACAGCUGUGGGAUCCAUGUCAGUGUAACAUGCAGUGACUCAGCACUGACUCCCAGUGUCCAAACCCUGUUAAAACACACUGGUACCAGCCAGUCCCUCCGCAUCCUCAAGUUAGAGAAGCCUCCUCUCUUGGGCCAUGGCCAAGGUCGGUUCAGUGUUCUGGACAACCCAGUAACCAUAGCAACAGCCAUCCAGAAAAUAAAGUCCCACUUGGGUCUGAGUCACAUUCGCCUGGCUCUUGGAGUGGGGAAGACUCCAGAGUCCUCUGUGUGGACUGUGGCUGUUUGUGCCGGAUCUGGAGCAUCAGUCCUAAACGGAGUCAAAGCAGAUCUUUACCUCACCGGUGAGAUGUCGCACCACGAGGUGCUGGACGCUGUGGCGAAGGGAACCAGCGUCAUCCUCACUGAUCACAGCAACAGCGAGCGAGGUUUCCUGUCUGUGUUCAGGGAGAGACUGGCCGUGCGUCUACCAGAAACAGUCACUGUGGUGGUCUCAGCGCAUGACAGAGACCCUCUGGAGGUGGUCUGACCACAGCAUGGAGUCAGUCCUUAACCACUGUGGUUGCGUUUUGACCAGUAUAACUAUUUUUGCAACAAACAGAUGCAGUGGAGUUAAAUGACUGCAUAAAAUCAAUAAAGUCUCAGUGAAGGCUUAUGUAGGAUUGUCACGAUAUUUAGGAAAUAAACUGUCAUUUCGUGAUAAAAUGUGGUUCCUUGGUUCUAUUUAUCAUGUACUUAAGGCAGGGUCCUAAUAAAAAUGAGUCCCAAAAUGGA